AUGCAGGGUCUUGCGGAUGGUCCCGUCAAGACUCACCUGUUCCGACUUGAACUAGAUUCACUAGAACAAGCCAUUUUUAUUGCGGAACAGGAAGAAUUCAGUCUGAGACAGGCUCGCGCCAGCUUGACAUCAUAUCGUCAACCGAAACGAUAUGACAACGGAGGUCCAGAGCCAAUGGAACUCUGUUAUGUAGAGAGCGAGAAGGCUCACUCUACAGGCUACAAGAAGUUGCAGAAAUGCAACAGAGGUCAGAAGACAGGACACUACGCUUAUGAGUGUAGCUCCCCUCGUCCAGUGUCUCGCAACACUGGGCGUCGUGACCGUCCACCCAUGAGAAAGGGGCAGGGACGCGGGUCCGCUGUUGGUGCAGAGACGCAUCAACGGGAUGGACCGUCAAAAAACGGACAGGAUCAGUAG
Molecule: messenger RNA, 417 nt
Organism: Peronospora matthiolae
Lineage: Eukaryota; Oomycota; Peronosporomycetes; Peronosporales; Peronosporaceae
Source: the annotation of a GenBank genome assembly